Messenger RNA from Paramecium octaurelia, 1578 nucleotides. NCBI's taxonomy places the organism in Eukaryota, Ciliophora, Oligohymenophorea, Peniculida, Parameciidae. The record is from the annotation of a GenBank genome assembly.
AUGAGUGAUCCUAGAAUUGGGGAACCAUAUUUUUACAACGAGUAGACACAAUCAAUAAUUAUAAUAGAUCAUCUGAAAUCAAUUAAAAUUUAAUCGAAUUUUCUGCUAUGCAUGACCCUUACACUUAAGUGCAAUAGAUACAGGAACUUCCCAAAAUUCAGAUUUUUGAAGAAUUAGACCAAGGAACUGAUGAAAUGUCAAGAGCCAUUUAAUUGGAAAUAUUGGGAAUGGAUAGAUUAUGCAUUAAAACUGACAGUUCUUUUGAGAGAUAACCAAGAAGUGGAAGUGAUGGAGACAACUCAAAAGAUGGAAGUUUAAAUUAUAAAUCCAACAAAAGCAGAAGUAAUUGGCUAAUAAAUUUUAUUAGGAAAAAAUACAAAACAAAAACAAUUAAAUCAAUAACUAUAAUCUGAAAUUAUUUAGAAUCUGGGACAGACAAAGAGUCCAUAUUCAAAUAAAAUAUAAAAUUUAGUUAAAAAAGAAACAAAUAAUCAAUUAAUUAUAACCCAGAAAACAAGAUAGUCGUAUUUAUUUUUAAUGAUAUUGAAUCUAGAAGAAGCCAAUAGAAAAUGGAAAGGAAAAAUGAAUAGCAACUACACCUUAAUAUAGAGCACAGCGAUCAAUCUUCAUCUGAAAACCCAGAUUCAAUUAAUGAUGGAAAUCUAGACCCAAACCGAAUCAAAUAGGAGAGAAACAGAGAAUCUGCAAGAUAUUCACGAGCUCGUAAGAAGAUCUAUUUCGAAUUAUUGGAGAAUAGAGUCAAAGACUUGGAGGAGGAAAAUGAUAAAUUGAGAGUAUAAUGUAUCAACUUGCAAAAAUCAAUUGAAACCCAUAAUAAAUAAUAAGAGAAGGUAUUUCUAAUAAAAAAUAAGCGUAGUUUUAAGCAUUUUUACAAUAACAGUAGAAAUUAUUUGAAAAAUUAGAAGAGUGUAUCAUACACUAGAAAGAUGAUACUGAAAUUGAAAUUCUUUUGGAUGCUUUGAAAUUCAGGACAUCCUCAAAUAAAUAGGAAAGAAUCGACUCUGCAAAAUCGCAUGCAUUUUCCAUUUUAGAUGCCACUUUACCUUUGCAAACUAAAUAUUUGUUCACGAUUCUUGAUGAUAGAGAUUUCUUUUCAUAAAAUUAGAAGUAAUUAUACUGAAAAACAUUGUAGAAAUUGUUCAGAAUUUCUAAGGGAUAUUUUCAGUAUGAUUGAAAUAAAACUAGACAAUUCACAAUUGAAUGAAAAAAUAAAAAUAAAGUUGGGAUAAUCUAAAUAAAAUAUAUUUGAGUAAGUAAUAUAUUUAAUUUAGUUCGUUUAAAAAAAUUAAACAAGAAAUUAAAAUAAUUUCAAGUGAAGCUUCCAAAGUAGAUUUAUUGUGGGAGUAGCUGAAAGAAAAUAUAAAGCCAAAAAUAUUAGCUUAACUUUUGUUAGCCUUACAUCAUGUAUCUAUCAGUUAUUCUAUAGUAUAGAAUGAAUAUAAAGCAGAAUUUUAGGCUUCAACAAUUUUCAAAAAUAACAAAGAUAAAACAGAUUAUAAUUGUAUUCAAAUGCAAGUUUAAUAAUAGUGGCGAAAGCAUAUAAAAAAAUCAGAUUGA